AUGUGUGCGGCGAUCGAUAUGCUGGCGUCGGAGCAACUAUUCUACGGUCACAGUCCACCCGCCGGUUUUCUCGCCGACUACACACCGCCGAGGCGGCCCACGAAAAUUACCACCCGAGGCUAUUCAGCGCCGUGCUUGUCGGUGCUAAAACCGGUGCAGCUCACUUUGAAAACUGCGCCGCGUUCUUGUUUACGGAUACCCACCGAAAAAAAGAAGAAACGGGUCGUGUUCGCUGACGACCGAGGUCUCGCGUUGGAGCAGGUGAAGUUUAUGACGGAACCGUCGCACGUGCCGCCGUAUUGGUCGUUCAAAGUCGUGUCCAGCCCACCGCUGGAGAGGAAACCGCCGCCGACACCUGUCGUCGAUUUGUGGGAGACUCGCUUCGUACAGCCAGCGUCAGAUUACUUGGAGUUCCGGAGGCGGAUAACCGAGGAUUGUGUGUCCUUGGAGAAUGUGAUCGUGAAACAAAAUGAGGGUGCCGUGGAUGGCACUGUGAAAGUAAAAAACCUGGACUUCUCUAAGGAAGUGUUCGUUAGGACCACGUCGGAUGGUUGGACCACGCACGAGGAUACGUACUGCGCUUUCAUAGAGUCUGGGCCGAUGUCUCAGGGUGGCGUGUCAACGUACGACACCUUCGGAUUCCGCCUUCAAUUGCCAAUCCAUUCUCGGCGGCUGGACUUCUGCGUCGGCUUCAGGUGUAAAGGCAACGAAUACUGGGACAACAAUAAAGAGAAGAACUACACGAUAGAGAAAUCGUCCGCCAGAAGCACGCCGGGUAUUUCCUGCGCUAGAAUCAAUUAUGGCAACUCCUGGUCAGCUAGGUCAGACAGCAAUAGCAGCACUCCGUAUUGGUGA
Molecule: messenger RNA, 855 nt
Organism: Parnassius mnemosyne (clouded apollo)
Lineage: Eukaryota; Metazoa; Arthropoda; Insecta; Lepidoptera; Papilionidae
Source: the annotation of a GenBank genome assembly